Molecule: messenger RNA, 3153 nt
Organism: Mytilus trossulus (common blue mussel)
Lineage: Eukaryota; Metazoa; Mollusca; Bivalvia; Mytilida; Mytilidae
Product: protein Smaug homolog 1-like
Exons: 13
Coding region: 198-1994 (598 amino acids)
Biological process (GO): regulation of mRNA stability; negative regulation of translation; regulation of DNA-templated transcription
Cellular component (GO): P-body
Molecular function (GO): translation repressor activity; protein binding; mRNA binding
Source: RefSeq, a predicted model, not a curated record
UAACAUGACAUUUCUGUUUCUAAUUAUUACCGCCAUACUUUGCAGUAUCAUGACGUCACUCAUCUGUGUAUUUUUAACAUGUGGGAUGUCAAAACAAAAAUUCCUCAGUCGUGCAGGCUACUCAAAAUCAUUGAGGUGAAGGAAAAGUAGGAAAUAACAAAUAUUUUUAGUUCAGAGAAUGUAACAGAGUCAACAGAAUGAAGUCUAAUAAUAUGUUUCGUGAUCACAUGAACUCUAUCUACAGUUGGUUUGAGAGCUGGAGUGAAUGUGAACAAACUGUAGCAUUAUAUUCUCUGUUAAUGAGAGCUACGACAACACAGUGUCGAUUCUUGUCACAAGUGCUAUCCCAGAGGAAUUAUAGUGAUAUCCUAGAGCUGGAGAAAGAAGCUAACCAAUCAGCUUAUAUUCACAAUUUGUGUAAUGAAAGUAAAGAAAGUGCUAUAUCUAAACUGUUGGCCCAUUGGCCACUUCUUCAUACAGGUAACAAUGAUGCCAAAAAGGAAUACUUAAGACUGAUUCCGAUUAUCUUGUCAUAUUCAAAGGAAAAUGGAAGUCACAUCGAAGACACUAGACAAUUAUUGUCAUAUUCAUUGAUUCAUCCAGCAUGCACUAGUGAGGAACGGUCACAAUUCACCAUGUGGAUUGGUCAGUUGGAGGAAAUAUUUACAUAUGGAAUCCAGCAACAACAGCAACAAAAUAGUGAAAAAUCUAGUGACACAAACUGUUGGCAAGAAAAACAUAGUCAUAGUGAAGAAAACCAUCACACAACUUUACAUGCUACAUAUUCUGCUCCUGCUAGAUAUCCUACAAAACCUCCAUUAACUCGUACUCAUGCACAAUUAACCAGAACAACAUCUUUAGUACCUCCACCUUCCACAUUAAAUGUUUCUAUCAAUGAAUGGUUAUCAUCUAGUGAUACACAGAUAAACCGUAUAGAGCAUGCCCCAUUAUCUCCACAGAGUAGUAUCACAUCAUCUGGUAGUAGUAGUGACACACAUCAGGAAGAUGGACCACAACCUACCCGUAACAGCUUUCUUGAAGGUCGAAGUGGUAUGAGAGAUGUUCCCAUGUGGUUGAAGUCUUUAAGGUUACAUAAGUAUGCCUAUCUUUUCCAACAAAUGACAUAUGAAGAAAUGAUGAAUUUGACAGAAGAAUGGCUGGAAACUCAGAAUGUAACCAAAGGUGCUAGAAACAAGAUUGUACUGAGUAUAACCAAGUUACAGGAAAGACAAGCUAGAUUGAGAGAUAUGGAAAAGGAAAUAAUGGAUGGUGCAUCUUUGAUAGAAGCUUUAAAUGAAAUGAAAUCCAUGUUAAAUAGUCCUCUGAAAGGAUUUAAUCAACAAUCAGAAAGUGACAAUUCUAUUGCUGUUAAUGACAUUCCUUCCCAGUUUACAAGGACAAUGGGAAAAGUUUGUACACAGCUGUCUGUCUGCAGUCAGCCAGAUGACCAGAGUUGUAAUUUGUACAUGAUACUGAUAGAAAAAUGUAUCAACCAUGAAGCUUUUACUGACAAACAGAAGAAGUUACUUGCUUCAUGGAAAUUACAAUUACAGAGAGUAUGGCAACCUCAAGGUUAUAGUAAAUAUGGUCAUGAUCGAAGAAAAAUAGGGUGGGGAAACACUUUCCCAAUGUCAACUAGAGGAGGAAUAGUGCAGAAACCAGUGAUUAGGCUACAAAAAUCUGGUCCCCAGUUUACUAUCGGUCCCAAAAGGUCUAUAGUAGGAGGGACAACCAGUGGACAUGCUCCAUUACAGAGAAACAGUUCAUUGAAUCCAGAUAUGUUCACACAGUCAUUUUUAUUAGAACAUGGAAAAGCUCCUGUCGCAAGAACAUAUUCAGCCCCGUUAAGAUCAGCAGCUAGCUACGGACUAACCAUGUCAAAUUUCGAACAAUCAUCAACAGACACUGCAGAGAAUUAUGCUCAGUUGGACUCGCUGUGUCUUAGUGUGACGGAACAUGCCUUAGGCAGUUUAGAUUUAAAUGACAGAAGUUAGUGUGGAAUGGCAAUCUUUUAGCAGGGUAAAACAGACCAGUGUUGAAAAACUCCAGCUCAAACGGUGGUUAUGGACACCUGGUGCUUGCCAUAUUUUAUCACUGUGUGAUGUGUAUAUAUGUUAUUACUGGACAAACACAGUUUUAAAGUUAUUUUAACUGUUGUUAAACAACUUGUAAUGAUAUGAUUAUGACCUGAAAUGUUUUUAAGAUGUGAAUGUUGCCAAAAAUUCAACAUAUAUAUGUCCCUUUUGUAAGGUUGUAUUGUGUAGAAAAUUGUCAUUGAUCUCAUGUGCCUUCCAAUUGAAACCAGUCUUUGUUAGAAAAUCAAAAUAUGCAUUGUUUACAAAACUGUCUAUUUUUACAUUUCUUACUUUAUCAUUCUGCUUUAUUGGUGCAAAACUAAAUCAUGAUUAAAAACAAAUGUGCUUUAUACAUUGCUCAACCAUGAACUUGAUGUUUGUAUCAGCAUUUUGCAGUGUCAAUCCAGUCACAUAUUAAAACCAUGUCGUUCCAUUUUUUGUUCAGUAUAAAGGUCAUUGAAGUGUAUAAAAUUAGAAAUAAUUAAACGAGGUUGGGUUCAUGUUUUGAGAAACACUAGAAAAAUAUGUACCAGCUUCUUAAGAGACAGUGCCAUGUUAUUAAAUAGAGAGAAGACUCUUUUAUAUGUAAUUACUUAAAAACAUGUGAGGAAACUAUAUGUAGGUCUGAUUUACGUGUAGAAAAUUAUCAGGAUUUUGCACUAUGUGCCCAUGUAUUUAGAAGUAGAUGUAUAAAAAAAAAUUAUAAUUACUGCAGACAAUAGGUGUAUAGCAGUGGACGUAAUAGUCCUCUGAGAGGAUUGUCCGAUUAUUUUCCUUAAGUUUUUUUAUUUAUGUUCAUAAAUUAUGUUUAUAGAAACCCUACAAAGCAUUCAAAAGCUAGUGUUCAGAGCUUUAAAGUAUAAAAAGGCAGAAAAUGGGCUCUGAUGAAAACCUUUUUUCCCCCUAUAUUUUUAAAAAUUCAUAAUUCCAAAAAGCUAUUCAUAUAAAUUAAAUGCAUUCCUGCAGAUUUAUAAAUUAAAUAUUUUAUUGUUGAAAAUAUUAUUUGGGUAAUUUAUGACAAGGGAAAACCUGAAUAAAAACUUUUUUGGGGGUUUAUUUUCAUCGGGGAAAACACGAA